Zea mays is the source of this 2369-nucleotide messenger RNA. RefSeq names its product ACT domain-containing protein ACR3. The record is from RefSeq and is a predicted model, not a curated record. Bases 656 to 2137 code for a protein of 493 amino acids. The transcript has 6 exons. NCBI's taxonomy places the organism in Eukaryota, Viridiplantae, Streptophyta, Magnoliopsida, Poales, Poaceae.
GUGGCGCGGUGCCCGUUCGCGGCCCCCGCUCAAAACGCCGCCGAUUCGCAGAGAGAGGAGCGGCGCCAACGAACGGAGGCGCGCGGAGCAAAUCGGAGAUUCGGAGCCCGGGACCGGGCGCGCUCCACCACCACACGUGACCUCGCUCUCGGCCUCCCGGGCCUCGGCUUGGGCGCUUGGCAGGCUCCCCGCUCCUGCGGGAGAACGCAAGGCAAUCGAUCUCCCGCCCGCCUCCGAUCCCUCCUCCAUUCUCGCUCGUCCACGGUCUGCCCUAUAUAACCCCUCGCUCCGUUGGUUUCGUCGCCUCCGUUCCCCCAAGGGAGAAGGGUACGUUGGUGAUAUCCCGCGUCCCCAGCGAGGAUGCUGUCAUUGCGCUGCCACGCCGCCGCGCCGGCGACCCGCGGCGUCGCAUGUGAACACGGGGCGCGUUCAUCGUGUUGUCUUCUUUCUUUGCCCCCCGUCUCUGUCUCUCUCUCUCUCUGUUUGUUUCUUUCUGUUCUUGGCCUCAGAUUGGAUCUCUCAUCUACCCGGCCUUUCUUACCAUAGUUUUAUAAUCCCUGCAGGUUUCCACCUAGGCAGAGAUAAAUAAGAUCUGCGGAAUCAAGAAGCUCUGUCCAAGGAGGAAGCCAGCGGCACGGCAGUGCCCUCGGCGGUGAUGAAGUACGUCUCCGGGCCGUACUUCGAACCGGACUUCGACCCGCUACUCGACCGCUUCGGCACCCCAGGGGUCGUCGUCGACAAUGAGACACGCGAGGACUGCACGCUCGUCAAGGUUGACAGCGUGAACCGGGACGGCGUGCUGCUGGAGAUGGUGCAGCUGCUCACCGAUCUCGACCUCGUCAUCUCCAAGUCGUACAUCUCCUCCGACGGCGGCUGGCUCAUGGAUGUGUUCCAUGUGACGGACCAGAUCGGGCGCAAGCUGACGGACCCGUCGCUGCCCGAGUUCAUCCAGCGCGCGCUCGUGCCGACCCACCGGCCGGGCAACGGCCCGUCUCCGAGGUUCACCACGUGCCUGGGCAACGUGGUCGGGCCGGGCGGCCCCGACGUUUCGGGCUGCGCCGCGCUCGAGUUCACGGUGCACGACCGCCCGGGGCUCCUGUCCUCCAUCACGUCCGUGCUGGCCGACAACGGGUGCCACGUCGCGUCCGGGCAGGCGUGGACGCACAACGGCCGCGCGGCUGGGGUGCUGUACGUGACGGACACCGCGGGCGGCGCCGCGCUGCUCCCGGGCCGGUGCGCGCGCAUCGAGCGGCUGGUGAACGCCGUGGUGGACGCGCGCGAGAACGUGACCGGGGAGCGCCACUGGGUGCGCGUGUCGGAGCCCGCGCAGGGCCGCGUGCACACGGAGCGCCGCCUGCACCAACUCAUGCACGACGACAGGGACUACGAGUCCGGCCCGGCCCCGACCCCCGUCGACGAGGACCUCUUCAGCGUGGGCGAAAAGGCGGCGACCGCGCGGACGGCCCGCCGCGCCGUGACGCGGGUGUCCAUCGACAGCUGGGAGGAGCGGGGCUACGCCGUCGUCAAGAUGACGAGCAGGGACCGCCCCAGGCUGCUCUUCGACACGGUGUGCGCGCUCACCGACAUGCAGUACGUCGUCUUCCACGCUACCGUCGGAUCCCAGGGGCCUCUUGCCAUUCAGGAGUAUUACAUCCGGCACAAGGACGGGCGCACGGUCGACAACAGCGCCGAGAGGCAGAAGGUCUCCCGGUGCCUCGUGGCCGCGGUGGAGCGGAGGGCCACUCAUGGCGUCAGGGUGGAGGUGCGCGCCGCCGACCGGUCGGGCUUGCUAUCGGAUUUCACCAGGGUGCUGCGGGAGCACGGCCUGUCGCUGCUGAGAGUUGAGCUCAAGAGGCACAAGGACGAGGCCUUCGGCAUAUUUUACCUCGUCACGGACACCGGAGGCGAGGUGCGCGCUGAGUCGUUGCGCGCCGUGCAGGCGAGGGUCGCCGAGAUGGAUAUCUCGCUCGACGUUGUGAAGGAGGCCCCUGGCUGGCCGCCGGUGAGGAAGACUAGCGUACCAGCCCCGCCCGCCGCCGGGUCUCAGCCUCAGGAGAGGCCCAGACCUUCCCUGGGGAGCCUCCUAUGGUCACACCUUGGGAAGCUCUCGAAUAACUUCAACAACAUCAGGUCUUGAUACCUGUUCGCAGAAUGCACCUGUUGUUCUGCAUAGACGCUUCCAUUGGUGCGUCGGUUCCAAUAACUUCCUGGACCUCGAGUACCAAGAAUUUAUGUCAGGAAGCAGUACAAAACUGUACAUAAAGUGUAUCAGAUAAAAGUAAGCAGAGUGACGUUCAAUUUAUCAAGAACUUAGGUGUGUUUGGUUCGAGAAAUAACUUUAUCUAAAAUGAGAUGAUGCAUUAUAAGUA